AUGUGGAAUAAAAUAAAAUUUAAAAUAAAAAAGAAAAAAAAUCUGACAUGGAAUAACCCCUCCCAAAUCCCACCCACGUCUUCUUCCCCCUCCCCCCAUUUCCCCAACCCGGCGCUGCCCCUUGCCACCAUCAUACGCCGGCGCCCGCCGUCCUCCGCCGUUCCCUCUCCUUCCCCCACCAUCCGCCCUCUGCCGCCGCCACCACCGAUUGCGCACGCGGCACCCCUCCACUUCACCCCACCCCCUUGCCAAUCCCUACGUCCACCGGCCUUUCCAUUACCCACCUUCACCGGAUCCUUCCAUUUUUCCCCACCGGCCCCGAGCCCAUCGGGCAAUACAGAGGCCGUGGUCCUUAGAAACGCGAAAUUCCAGAGGCCCACCCAACAACGGAGGAGGGUGUGCCGAUUUCAUUUGGUGGGACGAGGAGUCGGAUGGCGAAUUGAGGCGGUGGGUUGGGGAGGGGGCAGGGGCAGCGGCGCUGCUCUUCUUGUUCUCUGCGGAUGGGGAGGCGGCGGUGGCAGGGGGGAGGCGGCGGCGGGUUUGGGGAGGGAAAUUAGGUUUGAGAUUGGGGGUUUGGGGAAGAUGAUAAUGAUGUGGAUUUUUUUUUCCACAUGUCAUAAUAUGCUUAGGUAUCAAUUUUCAGCUGCCACGACAUCAAUUCCGGCUGCCACCGUGUCGUUUCCGACGCUGGGAUAAGAAAAAACCGAUCAUCGGACAAAAACGAGACAAAAACAAAAGGUUAUGUAUUUAAAAGCAGAUUUUUCAAAUUAGGAGCAAAAACCAAUUCUGUGGAAACGUUAUGGAUUUACAGGCAA
Messenger RNA from Salvia miltiorrhiza (redroot sage), 815 nucleotides. RefSeq lists its product as uncharacterized. The record is from RefSeq and is a predicted model, not a curated record. The transcript has 2 exons. Bases 1 to 696 code for a protein of 231 amino acids. NCBI's taxonomy places the organism in Eukaryota, Viridiplantae, Streptophyta, Magnoliopsida, Lamiales, Lamiaceae.